Molecule: messenger RNA, 1323 nt
Organism: Danio aesculapii
Lineage: Eukaryota; Metazoa; Chordata; Actinopteri; Cypriniformes; Danionidae
Gene: hdac12
Product: histone deacetylase 12
Exons: 8
Coding region: 122-1186 (354 amino acids)
Molecular function (GO): histone deacetylase activity
Source: RefSeq, a predicted model, not a curated record
UAUACCUACGUGCGUACAUUUCUAGUAACAUGUAAUGGCGUUAUUUACAUACUAGUUGCUGAUUAUGUGACUGCACGCUAUUUUAAAACAUUACGUAGCCUAUGCAGCUUGUUGCGUGGCGAUGUUUCGUUUAUGUCAAAAAUCUAGAUGUAGAGCAGCUAUUAAAUACAAACAUUUGGUCCAAAAUGAUACAGUUCAGAAGCGAAACCCAGCGCAAUGGACAUGGAGGAGGUUUUUCAACGCUGAACAUAUUUGUCUUGAAUCAAGAGCACUUCCUAUAGUUCAUCAUGUAAAAUAUAUCUGUGAGCUCCCUGAAAACCACAGAUUUCCAAUGUUAAAGUUUCCCAAAAUCCUGGAGAGUUUGCUCAGAGAUCAAGUCAUAACGGAUAAACAGGUGUGGGCUCCUAAGAUUGCUUCUGAAGAGCUCCUGAGAUGUGUGCACACUGAGGAGUACCUGUCCAAGUUUAUUAGUGGAAAAAUCAAUGAGAAAGAUCAGAAAAGGAGCGGAUUUCCCUGGAGUUCUGGAUUAGUGCAACGCUGCAGAUAUGAAACAGGUGGGACGUUGCUGGCGGGACAAAUCGCUCUGCAGAGAGGAUUGGCCUGCAGCACAGCCGGAGGAACCCAUCAUGCCUUUCCCAGCCACAGCUCGGGCUUCUGCCUGCUCAAUGACCUGGCUGUCACGGCCAAGCACUUGAUCUUCAAGCCCACACCCAAGAGGAAGAUUCUCAUUGCGGAUCUGGACGUACAUCAGGGUGACGGCACAGCAUUCAUCUUUAAGGACGAGCCCAGUGUUUUUACCUUCUCAGUGCAUUGUGGGAGAAACUUUCCUUCGCAGAAACAGCAGAGUGAUCUCGAUGUCAGUUUGGAAGAUGGCACUGAAGACAGAGAGUAUCUUUCCAUAGUCCAGGAACAUCUUCCUUGGCUACUGGAGUCUUUCCGGCCAGAUCUGGUGCUGUAUGAUUCUGGUGUGGAUCCGCACUGGGAGGAUGAACUUGGAAAGCUUCGACUCACAGAUGAAGGACUUUACCAGAGGGAUCUCUAUGUGCUUCAGACAGUCAUUAAAAGGGGCAUUCCUGUGGCCACUGUCAUUGGAGGAGGCUAUUCCAGAGAUAUUGAUCGACUGGCACGCAGGCACUCAAUAAUUCACAGAGCUGCAUUAAAGGUUUGGAGGGAGCAUGGACUUUAACUCCAGGAUGGAAAUAAAAUGAGAUUCAAUAAUCAUAGAAGGAAAUAUUCAGUAUAAUUUUGCAUGCAUAAGUAAACUAUGGAGGAUCUUUAUAUACUUGUAAAUAUUUUCUGUAAUUGUGUAUAUUCCCCCAAUAA